GUGGCAAAUGGGGGAGGGUGGGGGGAAAAAAGAGCGGAGUGAGUCCUCUUCGCGUUCGCCUUUCUCUGGAGAGCGCGCACGCGGCCGGGAGACUUCCGCGACGGCGCCCGAGAGCGACGCGGCGAGCGCGAGAGCGAGCGCGAGAGCCAGGAGGGGGAUUUCCAGCGCGAGCCCCCACUUCCCCAAAAGAGGCAGCCGUUGUUUUGCUUUCGGUCUCGACACAGAAACAGAAAAAAAAAAGAAGAAAAAAAAAAAAAAAAAAAGAAAAGCGGAGGAAAAGAAAGAACACGCGACUUUUUGUUUUUCUCACUUUGGAAAGGAAGCGACUUGUCCCGACCCGCGCCGCGCUCGUCAUUCCUCCAGCGGGACCGCGGAGCUGCGGGCCGUGCACAGCGAACAGGCCACAAUGCCAGUGGAGAGAAUGAGGAUGCGACCGUGGCUGGAGGAACAAAUAAACUCGUGUCAGAUACCAGGACUCAAAUGGGUUAAUGAGGAAAAGAGAAUCUUCCAGAUUCCAUGGAUGCAUGCUGCGCGCCACGGCUGGGACCUGGAGAAAGACGCUCCGCUCUUCAUGCGAUGGGCCAUACACACAGGUAAAUACCAGCACGGCGUCGACCGUCCGGACCCAAAGACAUGGAAGGCGAAUUUCCGCUGUGCCAUGAACAGUCUGCCAGACAUCGAGGAAGUGAAGGAUAAGAGCAUCAAAAAGGGAACCAAUGCCUUCAGAGUUUAUAAGAUGCUCUCCUCCACUGAGAGAAGCUUGAAGAAAGGAAAGAAGAAGACCGAUAAAGAGGGGAUUCCCAAGGAAAAUAAAGAGGGAGCUUCUCCGUUCCCAGACGGGAUCCUUCUCCAAGCGCACACCGCACCCAUCGAAUAUUUCAAACAGGAAGGAGGAAUCAAGCAGGAAAUCCUAGAGGUCAGGGUGACGGACAGUGCCUCAGCCGUCCACAGUUCAGCCGAGGACCAGCUGAUCACGAGCGAGCAGCUGCCGUACGUCUGUCAGACCGUUGAAGUGACCACUGAGAAUGAAGAGCAGACAGUCAGCUCCUCCCACACGUACCCGCUCCAAAUCUCUCCUGUGUCGUCAUGCGGCAGCGACACAGACAGUGACACAGAAGACACUAAAGAGGGUAUCAGUGCGGUCUGGAGGCGGGACUACAGCACGUCAGUCCUCAGGGUCCCCUCGUGCUCGCUCCCCGGCAUGGCCACGUUUGUCAGUGCCAACAGGCCCAACUUCAGGAUCACCAGCACGCGGGACCCCGCCCCGCUCAUCAGCUACCACAGCGACUGCUGGACGCAGGACUACGCCCAGGACUCUCUCGCGUCCACGGCCGCCAGCCACGUCCAUGAGAUGCGCGCGAGCGUCAUACGGAAAACCUCGGACGUUACCUCCUCCUGACCCCAUACGACCCCAGGGGGGGAGUGUCCUCGCUGCCCCUCGGGGCGUAGGAAUGAAAGAGAAUGUUGUUGUUUUUUCUCCACCAGGGCCACAUGGUGCCUAAAAGGCCAAACUUCCAAAUCUGUGAUUAUUUUUGAUUGCAGGGACUUAACCCCCCCCCCCCCCCCGUUUUUCUUUUAAUUGGAAAAAUGGCAUACAUGGAAUUCUCUCUACGACUCGACUUGCCCGCUUACACUGAAGCCAUUUCUACUUUCUGCAUCUGUGUGGCUUUCAGGGUGUGCUUGAUGUAAAUGUCACCGUCUUACCAUGUCUGUGAGGGUUUUUGCGGACCGUACGUGGAGUGUACACACCAAAAAAAACAUGAAUGCACCCGUAUACGUGGUGUCGUCCACGUUCACGUCUGCUUCGGACGAUAACUUAACCGUUUAGACACCUUAGUCAUCCAUGUGUCUCUGGUAGAUCAUUUCCCCUGCUGUUUUUUGACGACACGUUAGACUGGACCGUGUUCAAAUGACAAAGAGAUUCUGCACUUUAAUGUUAAUUUUUUAAAGACGGAUUUUACAAGGGAAAAGUUCUUAGUAUUUUUUUAAUCGCACGAUAUGUAGGUGCACAGCCUCCCCAGGUUUGAACAUACAUCUUCAUAUUGAUCAAUCUUUUUUUGAUAUUUAAGAUGUAUACAGUCAAUCAAUCUUCUGAAAUAUGGAUAUCCUACCUGAAAUAAUCCCCCGUAGUUCAUCACAGGAAGAUGAUAUUGUACUAAUUUUUGAAUCUGCUUCGUAAAAACAGGUCUCGUUUCAUUUAAAAUUACUUACCAGUAAGUAUUACAACCGAUUACAAAACAACACAGUUUGUUGCCGAACACUGUGUCUCUGUACACUGACCCAUCCAUCAGCAUCCAUGUCUGAAGUUAUUGACAUGGCAUAAAUAAUGAGGAGACUAGAUUUUAGAGCUAAAAUGAGUCACAAUCUCAGAACAGUGUCAGCUCAGCCGUUAGCAUGAAACAUCGGCUACGAUGCUUUCCAGGGACACAUGGCUGGAGCAAAGAUGCCAUAUAAUUCAAGAAUCAAUGCGUGUUCAUAACCAAAGGUUUUGCACCAAAAGCAAAAAAAUGUGACGCAGAUGUAAUCGUCUCCGUCGUGACAAAAACCAGCUCAACCAGCAGCGAGUUAUCUAGAUGUAGAAUAACUCCUGCCUGAAUUAUGCCCCAUGCAAGUUUAUGUAUAUAUAUAUAUGUGUGUGUGUGAGUGUGUGUGUGUGUGUGUGUGUGUGUGUGUGUGUGUGUGUGUGUGUGUGAGAGUGUGAGUGUGUGUAUAUGUGUGUGUGUGUGUGUGUGUGCGCGCACGCACGCGCGUGCGCGUGCGAACGCGAACCUGUCAGUCUGGAAACCUCAGGUAAAGGAACCCGCCAACACACAUGAACGAACUGACAGAGUGAACGACAGACAGACAGACUGUGAACAACGGAUUCAUUUCUUCUCCUUUCUCCUUCUCCUGGUGUGAAUCAUGUACAUAUCUCAUACGUGUGUAUGCCUGCGAGCCGCUUCUGCACCUUAUGGAUAGCACUUGUGUGUGUAUUGGGGGGGGGGGGGGGGGUGUUAUUGAAGGUUUGUGCCUCUUUGUUAGUGUGUGUGUGUGUGUGUGUCUGGAUACGACCUAUGCUUUUGUCUGCUAGCUGUCGGAGGUUUCACUCGUGUGUGGACUGACACUGUGAUCACAGAGGAAUGAAAAAGUGGUUUUAAUAUUCACUAUAUUUACUUGCACACAGAUCGUUGAACAUUUUCUAAAGAAUGUAAGAAAAGAUUACUCCCUUUUGUUAGGCUUCAUUUCAAUUGAAACUCAGUGUGCGAGAGGAAGGAGCAGAGUGCAAAUUGGACGUUAAUUCUGCACAUUUAUACCAUGAUAUGAAAGUGAAUAUUUUGCUAUGACGAUGCUAUUGCUAUCGGGGUUUUUUUCAGUUGUCCGGUCUCCUCAGCAGACUGUAGUGCACCCGUUGUUUCUGCUCAGCACUGUAUCCUCCUCUUCAUUCCUCCUGGGAAAACCCCCCAGCGGCCACAGUGUCGUCUGUAAAUCCCAGAAAAGUCAUUCUUUUCAUCUCAUAAAAUGCAAAUGUAUUUAACUGCAUAAUGCACAGAAUGAGCAGCGAAUUUCUGCUUUGUUAUUUGUCUUUGUUAUUCGUUUCACAUGCCCGUGUAGGAGCACGCCCAGUGGCCUCAGUAUAAUUCAGCAAAAUUGAAUUAACUACAUUAUGAAAUUUUCAUAUUCGGCCUCCUGAGCCGUGGUGAGUGAAUCAGAAGGCUGCUGGUGUGUCAGCAGGUUAAAGCGCAGACUUUGAUUCUCCAGCGGGAACCGCUCCAGACCCCCUGUGGAGUUUUGACACUGGACGCACAUCACUGUCACGGCAAAAAAAAAGAGCUAUUUAAGGUUCUCAUCCAAUCAAAAAGGGGGCUUGGGGCUCCCAGCAAAUGUUUUCUUCUAAUGUGUCUCUAUGUUGUUUGCAACUCGCGUCUUCCCCCUUCUCUGUGGUCACACUUCGUAAUGCUCGGGAGCGCCCGUCAAUCGCCGUCGGAGAUCUUGCGUUGAGACUUUUCACAAUCAUGUAGUUAUGACCAAAUCAGAAGCUUUUCAUUGUCCCAGACCCUUGAAAGGUGUCAGUGUCUUGCCGAGUUUCCAUUAUAGGCCUUUACACGAGUGCGAAUGUGUUUAAUUUAUGGUGUUGUUGUUUUGGGGUUUUUUUUUUUUCAACAUUGAAGCACGAAUUGACUUGAAAAUCUGCACGUUUGUCAUUGGUUGAGAUCCUAUUGUGGUUGUCGGAUGCUCGCGGCGUCCUGCCUCGACAGGCCUGACCAUGGAAUUCUGAAGAGGUUGUCACGGAACAACUCAAGUGCACUUAACGCCUGGAGCCUGUUCCUGUUGUGUCUGUAAAUGGGACGUCACUGCAGCAGGGAAAGUGGCCAGCGAUACUGGUGUGUGUCAUGCGGCCGGCUGACCCGUCUUACCUGCUCUUGUGAGCCACAGCCACUGGAUUUGCUGUUGUGUCAAAAACUGGGGUGUGUCUCGCUCUCGGCGCUUCGCACAUACCACAAAGAACAAUAUCACCAUACAAGUCCUAUGGGGGGGGGAGAUGGAAAAAAGAUUGCUCGGCUAAUUUCAGCGGAGCUUAACCACAUUGUGUCGCCACUGUUUAUCCUGCGUACAUUACGAAAAGCCACAUGUGAAUCGACACGUAAGUCCGAAUAAAGACGUGUUUUUGUAUUUA
This is a messenger RNA of Scophthalmus maximus (turbot), 4654 nucleotides long. It is a transcript of the gene irf2, whose product is annotated as interferon regulatory factor 2. Gene Ontology annotation, molecular function: DNA-binding transcription factor activity, RNA polymerase II-specific; RNA polymerase II cis-regulatory region sequence-specific DNA binding. Bases 8 to 1399 code for a protein of 463 amino acids. Gene Ontology annotation, biological process: regulation of transcription by RNA polymerase II; immune system process. Lineage: Eukaryota; Metazoa; Chordata; Actinopteri; Pleuronectiformes; Scophthalmidae. Gene Ontology annotation, cellular component: nucleus. The record is from RefSeq and is a predicted model, not a curated record. The transcript is spliced from 9 exons.